This is a messenger RNA of Ipomoea nil (Japanese morning glory), 1539 nucleotides long. RefSeq lists its product as uncharacterized. The transcript has a single exon. NCBI's taxonomy places the organism in Eukaryota, Viridiplantae, Streptophyta, Magnoliopsida, Solanales, Convolvulaceae. Bases 1 to 1539 code for a protein of 512 amino acids. The record is from RefSeq and is a predicted model, not a curated record.
AUGGUGCGUGCUGCUAGUGCGAAGCUGUGGUGGACUUUUCGCACUGAGCACACGCUAUGGACAGAUUUCAUGCGGGCAAAGUAUUGUAGCCGGGUUCACCCGGUUGCAAAACUUGUCCGGACUUCAGACUCUCAUACCUGGAAGCGGAUGUUGGCUGUUCGUGAUGAGGCAGAGCGUGCCAUGGGCUGGCGGUUGUUCCAAGGCCGGGUUAAUUUCUGGUGGGACAACUGGUCGGGUCUUGGUCCGCUUGGCAGAUUAUACCCUUUCCCGGGGGUCUCGUACUCCCGCGCUCCGCUUCUUGACUUCGUUACUGAUGGCGUCCUCGACCUGUUUGAUCAUCCGGACUUGGCUUUGGCCGGGUUACAUGUGGACUUGUCCCGACUUGGGCAAGGACCGCGAGAUAUUCCUGUUUGGCGUCCAGCAUCCGACGGUAUGUUUUCUUUCGCUACGGCGAAGUCCUUUUUGCGACCUGCUAGGCUUGUUGACCCGGAUCCCUUCCUUGCUAGAUGUUGGCAUAAGCACCUUCCUUUUAAGGUGUCUUUCUUAGCGUGGAGGGUGUUUCGGGGUCGCCUGCCUACGGAUGACGUCAUAUCUCGUUUUGGCCAUGUGGUCGUCUCGAGAUGUUGGUGUUGUCCAGCUCCUGCUUUUGACUCCAUUGCACAUAUUUUUUACUCAGGAGACACAGCUCGUGCUGUGUGGCAUCAUGUGUUUGCGUCCCUCGGCCUCCAGUCACGCCAUAGGAGUUUACGGACUUUGAUCGCUAGCUGGGGGCGGAGUGGUACGCAUAACCCUCUUCGCUCUUUUGUUCUUUGCAGGUUGCCAUAUCUGGUUCUCUGGGAACUCUGGAAGCACCGCAAUGGGUGCUUACACGGCCGAGAUACCCCGAGUGUUGCGCGAGUUAUGUUUGGGGUAGCUCGGGGCGUGGUUGAGUGCCUAUAUCGGCGGUGGCCGGGUCAGCAUAUCCUCCCGCCUAAUUGGAGGAUGAUUGUGUCUUAUCUGGAGGCACAUGUGCCUCGCCGAGUGAUCCGUUCUGUUCGUUGGUCCCCCCCUUCUUCUGGUUCUCUCAAGCUUAAUCUUGCGCUUUUGGCUUCAGAAGGGGGGGCGGCUGCCUUGGUCCGUAACCAGGGUGGCGGGCUUUGCUACGGGGUUUCCUGGUCUAGGCAGGGGGAGACUAUUCGGGGCCUUUUCCGAGUUCUCUUUUCUUGUCUGACUUGGUGCCUGGACGGAGGUCAUCGGGUUCUUGUGGUGGAGACCUCUGUCCUUGACCUGGAGGCUUACUUUGAUGCUUCGGCCACCACACCUUGGUAUAUGGAUGCCGUGGUCUCCAGGCUGCAUUUCCUCUGUUCCUGCAGCACUAUCAGUUUCAUGCUAUGUCCUCCCCGGGCGAAUCUCCCGACUCAGGCUCUUGCAGAUUGGGCCCUUGAUACACCUGGGGAGACUGCCUUCGUUACAUUUGCUGCCUUACCACCUAGGGUGCGCGCUCUCCUCAUCCAUGAUGACGUGCCCUAUGUUUUCUUCGACUUUGCGGACCCGCCUUGA